Molecule: messenger RNA, 2974 nt
Organism: Globicephala melas (long-finned pilot whale)
Lineage: Eukaryota; Metazoa; Chordata; Mammalia; Artiodactyla; Delphinidae
Gene: GFUS
Product: GDP-L-fucose synthase
Biological process (GO): nucleotide-sugar biosynthetic process
Molecular function (GO): GDP-L-fucose synthase activity
Source: RefSeq, a predicted model, not a curated record
AGUGUUUGCCCUAGGAAAGCACUGAGGAGUUGCAGCUUCUCCAUUUUUAGAACGGUGUUUGGUUCUGCCGCCUCUCCUCGGUCCACAGCUUGCGGGCUUUCGGAGACGCGCUGCCUCUCCUCCUCUCCCACGCCCCCACGCUCUCCAGCAAGGGCUCGCGCCCAGCGCCAGGCUGGGUUAAGGGCGGGUCGGGGUCCGCCCAGGGGAGGAGGAGCCGGAAGAACUACAUUUCCCAGGCUGCUGCGCGGUUCCGGACUCCAUUUCCCAGCAACGCCCGGGGCGCCCCGCCAGGACUCCAUUUCCCAGAGUUCCGCGGGAGGGCCCGACCUGAUCCCGCUCCCUCCACCUAACCCCAACGCGUGGCAGGACUCUCAGCCGGCGCCUGAAGCCGCUCUCCGGGCAGGUCAGGUAAGACGCAGGGAUGCUGCACAGACCCGAGCGCUGUUUGAAAAAGUCCGGCCCACACAUGUCAUCCAUCUUGCUGCAAUGGUGGGGGGCCUGUUCCGGAAUAUCAAAUACAAUUUGGACUUCUGGCGGAAAAACAUACACAUCAACGACAACGUGCUGCACUCGGCCUUCGAGGUGGGGGCGCGAAAGGUGGUCUCCUGCCUGUCUACCUGCAUCUUCCCCGACAAGACCAGCUACCCUAUCGAUGAGACCAUGAUUCACAACGGACCCCCGCACAGCAGCAAUUUUGGCUACUCUUACGCCAAGAGGAUGAUCGACGUGCAGAACAGGGCCUACUUCCAGCAGCACGGCUGCACCUUCACCGCUGUCAUCCCCACCAAUGUCUUCGGGCCCCAUGACAACUUCAGCAUCGAGGACGGCCACGUGCUGCCUGGCCUCAUCCACAAGGUGCAUCUGGCCAAGAGUCGCGGCUCAGCCUUGACAGUGUGGGGCACAGGGAGGCCUCGGAGGCAGUUCAUCUACUCACUGGACCUGGCCCGGCUCUUUAUCUGGGUCCUGCGGGAGUACGAUGAGGUGGAGCCCAUCAUCCUGUCAGUGGGUGAGGAGGAUGAGGUGUCCAUCCAGGAGGUGGCUGAGGCCGUGGUGGAGGCCAUGGACUUCCAUGGGGAGGUCACCUUUGAUACAACCAAGUCGGAUGGGCAGUUUAAGAAGACGGCGAGUAAUGGCAAGCUGCGGGCCUACCUGCCCGACUUCCGGUUCACGCCCUUCAAGCAGGCCGUGCAGGAGACCUGUGCCUGGUUCACUGACAACUACGAGCAGGCCCGGAAGUGAAGCGUGCGGCGGGAGCGGGUGCCGCCCUCUCCCCGGCGCUCAGCCAGCAGAGCCCAGCGGCAGCCACUCAGAACCUGCCGGGGCUGAGGGCACUGCCCUCGUGGCGGCCGGCCCCUGCCCCACGCCCUCUGCCGGGGCAGACCUGGCUGACUCUCCGGUGAGGCCACCGUUCACACCGUCCUCAGGGAAGCCAAGGCCUGGCCAGGCCCAGCACCCUGCUCUCCGACGCCAGUCGCAGAGCAUGUACACUUCUGAUCCCUGGGAGCCAAUAAAGUGCGUUUCCACAGGCCUGGCCCCGGCAGCUCUGUAUCAGCCCCCCAUCUCCCCCGCCCCAGCACUGCCUCCUGAGCCUGGCCAGCCCCCAAGAGCUGCUGGGCCACGGUGGCCAACUGUCCCUGGGGUAGAAGGGCAGCAGUGGCCGGAGACACGGAGAGGUGGGUGUGUGGGCAGGUGGCAGGAGAGGCUGGACUGUCAGCCGGCGGGGACAAAGGGCAGGCACCUGCGGCAGUCCCCACCGGCUGCGGGGAGAGCCGAGCCUCUCCACGCACAGCCAGGUGCAGGCCUGGGUAACCUGCACUCCCCGGGCUUACCCCCCCCCAUCCCCAGGACUUUGGGGAAAGAGGCUGGGUCUGGAUUUGGACAGGCUGAGCAGGCACACAGAUGGAUCUGAGGAGAGCAGUGGCGAUUGGCCAGGUCAGGCCUGGCCCCUCAUCUCCCUAGCCCUCAGGUAGCAGCUUGGGUGCUGGGGCUUGGCCUGCCCUUCUCCCAUGGGCAGCAGUAGGUGUCACGCAAGAGUGGGCCUGGCGGGCACGGCGGUGAGCGGCACAGGCCUCCCAUCCUCAACAGGAAAGUCUGGACCGGUUGACCCACCGGCCCCCGCCUAGCCAGUCAGUGCCGGGUGUGCUUCCCCCAGGACCCAGGCACCUUCCCUGGCUCCGGGGCCCACCUCCCCUGGGGUACCCUUUGCUGUCUUCACACCAGUGACUCCCAGCUCUCUUCUGGCCCCAGGUGUGCCUGCCACGUUCCUUACUUGCUUUGUUCAUUCAGGCGCUAUGGGCUGCCUUCCCUGUGCCAGCCAUGCAAGCCCCACCCUCCGUCCCGUGUCCAGCUGAUCCCUCACUGCGUUUGUUACCACCACCCCGGCCCACGGGCCUCUCCAGGGGCCAGUCCUGCCCCUCUCACAUCAGUGCCUCCCCACCUCUUAGGUCUCUGCUGACUGAGGCCCACCCCACCUGCUUGCUUCUCUGGAAACACCUCCCCUCCCCCACCCCCCAGGGCUUGGAGCUCCAGGACCUGGUCGGCCCUUCAUGCUGUAUCCCCUGGGUGCCAGCCCUUUGUGAAUCUGAAGGGUCUGCCCCUGUGGGCGUUCAGGGAGAGGGGGAGGGGUGGUCCCUGAGUGGGAGCUCGGAUCAGCCAAGUGAGAAUGGGGGGAAGGAGGCCCUGCGCGGGGCAGAGAGGCCUGGACGUGCCUGGCCUCAAGUAGUGGUUGUGUGUCCUGACUUGUCCCUUGGGUUAUGGGGUGUGUGUUUAUCGUAGAGGGGCUGUCUCUCCAGCCAGAAUGCAAGUCUGCGGGGUGGGGGUUUGUGCACUCCACUGCUGUGUGCCCUUCGUUCCCAGCCCAGAGCAGGGCCCCCACGCUGAAGGGGCAGCGUUGAAGGAAUGAAGGGAUCUCAUUGUUGAAGAGCUCUGAACGUGUCAAAGUAGAGUUUAAAGAAAAUAACAUCUUUAAAAUUCA